This is a messenger RNA of Megalops cyprinoides (Indo-Pacific tarpon), 4489 nucleotides long. Its product is annotated as calcitonin gene-related peptide type 1 receptor. Bases 260 to 1684 code for a protein of 474 amino acids. Gene Ontology annotation, molecular function: calcitonin receptor activity; calcitonin gene-related peptide receptor activity; adrenomedullin receptor activity. The transcript is spliced from 13 exons. Gene Ontology annotation, biological process: cell surface receptor signaling pathway; adenylate cyclase-activating G protein-coupled receptor signaling pathway; angiogenesis. Lineage: Eukaryota; Metazoa; Chordata; Actinopteri; Elopiformes; Megalopidae. The record is from RefSeq and is a predicted model, not a curated record. Gene Ontology annotation, cellular component: plasma membrane.
GCCACGGUAGUGCAUCACUUAGACUCUGACAGCGGCUCCAACUUCGCUAACAUUUCAUUGUAGACUGGAUUGGCUUUGCGUCAUUCUCCUACACGCGCUCCUGAGACCGCGUUCGGAAAGGGGACUCAUUUCGCAUCAGUACUGGGGAAAAUCAGCUACUAUUUACUAUAAACUACAUACUCAAGCGCAUACUAAUUGUCUGAAAACUCGGACUUUUCCCUCACGGAUCAGUGCACUUUUCUAAUCCAGACCCUCGGAGAUGCCAAAAAUGAAGUUGGAUGGACGUUGGAUGCUCUCUCUUCUGUUGCUCUGCUCCGUCACAGAGCUUUUUGUAGCAGCCAACCAUGAUGCAAAUGAAACUCAGCAAGAACUCCCUCAGAAUGUCUACCAUGACAUCGGAGUCACCAGGAACAAGAUAGUGACUGCGCAGUUUGAGUGCUACCAGAAAAUCAUGAAAGAUACCAAUCACAACAGAAAAGGCCCCACCUGCAACAGGACAUGGGACGGGUGGCUAUGCUGGGAUGACACUGAUGCAGGGGUGACCGCAGAACAGCUCUGUCCCGACUACUUCCAGGACUUCGACCCGUCUGAGAAGGUGACAAAGAUUUGCAGCGAGAACGGCCAUUGGUUUUUACAUCCCCAGAGCAACAGAACAUGGUCAAACUACACUAGAUGUAAUGAGCACACCAAUGAAGGCAGGAGGACAGCCAUGAAUCUGUUCUACUUAGCCCUGAUCGGCCAUGGAUUGUCUCUGACAGCACUGUUUAUUUCACUGGGAAUAUUUUUCCAUUUCAAGAGUUUAAGUUGCCAGAGGAUAACGCUACACAAAAACCUGUUCUUCUCCUUCGUGUUGAACUCUGUCAUCACCAUCAUUUGGCUGACAGCCGUGGCAAACAACCAGGAGCUGGUUCAGCAGAACCCUACCAGCUGCAAAGUGUCCCAGUUUAUACACCUGUACCUCUUCGGCUGCAACUACUUCUGGAUGCUGUGUGAAGGAAUCUACCUGCACACUCUCAUUGUGGUGGCUGUGUUCGCUGAAAAACAGCACCUGAUGUGGUACUACCUGCUCGGAUGGGGAUUUCCACUGAUACCAGCUUCCAUACACGCGAUCGCCCGCAGCUACUACUAUGAUGAUAACUGCUGGAUCAGCUCCAACACGUCUCUGCUUUACAUCAUCCACGGCCCCAUCUGCGCGGCGUUAUUGGUGAACCUGUUCUUCCUCCUGAACAUCGUGCGCGUCCUCAUCACCAAGCUGAAGGUGACACACCAGGCGGAGUCCAGCCUGUACAUGAAGGCAGUGCGAGCCACUCUCAUUCUGGUGCCUCUCCUGGGCAUCCAGUAUGUGCUGCUGCCGUACAAACCUGUUGAACGGGUUUCCUCAGAAAUCUACGACUAUGUGAUGCACAUCCUAAUGCAUUAUCAGGGGCUGCUGGUGGCCACAAUCUUCUGCUUUUUCAAUGGAGAGGUGCAGGGCGUGUUGAGGAGACACUGGAACCAGUACCGCAUCCAGUUCGGGGACAGCUUCGCCCACGCCGACGCACUGAGGUCGGCCUCCUACACCGCCUCCUCCAUCACAGAGGUCCAGGGCUGCUACAGUAUCGACAGUCACACAGAACACUUGAACGGCAAGAGCUGUCACGACAUCGAGACUACCAUCCUGAGGACGGAGCACCCGUUCGCCUGAGGCCAAUCCGCGGCACCUGGCCGACGUCGGGCCUCACCCAACACUGAAGACCAGAGGUUUCCAUGGUGACGGUCACACGAUGAUAGACCUGGAUGUCCCUAUUACUCACUGUAUGAGAAAAAAAAAAAAAAAGCUUUUACCCACCUGAUAUUCUCACUGAAUCAUAUUGUGUUAAUUCUUAUUGUGAAGACAAAAUUGGCACUUCAGUUGGCUCCGGGGCUCCCUGAGGAUCGUUCAUGACAGUUUUUUUUUUAUGAAUUUUAAGAUAGUGGAAGCUGCUUCACUGCUACUCUCUGAAAAGACAUGUAAAUAUUCUUUAUAUCUGUCUUAAAUCAAAGCACUGUACUUUCCUUGCUCCUUUAUAAAGCAUGAAAAAGGCAACAGGAGCACUGUCAGCCGCCCAUCCAGUUUGCAGUCUGUCACGUUUGUUUGGAAAGCAUCGGCAUUGCUGGUGAAUAAGGGGGGUGACUCUGCGAGGCGCUCGACACCACACUGCAGACACGUGUCCCCCACAUGCUUGCAAUUUCUUUUCAGCCGAGAGGCGAAAACGCGUAGCUGCCACGGACUGUGUACUGGCAGGAGACAGAGGACAGGCAGUUGAAGCACUGGAUUUACACUAACACACCUUAAUAACCUCUGAAGGUCUUCAAUGCCAUUAUUAGCUUGUUAUACUAGAUCAGAAUGACCAGUUAUUGUGAUAUAAUUAAUCACCUCUCUUAUUUGAUUGUUUUAUUUUUACUUUUUUUUUUCCAAACAGUAAGUAUUUAGUUUCUUAUGAUAUUAGACACUGUAAUGCACUGCACAUAGUCUUCAAGUCUGCAAAAAGUCCUUCAAAAGUUGUAUAAAGGUAUGGAAAACCCCUGACUGAAAUGGGACAUACUCACCUUAGUAACCUUUCUCAAAAGAAUUAUGGUGAUCGCAUCUUUGAAGUAAUACCAUUAUCCCAUGCUGAGAUAGUCAAACCAUCUGAAGGAUUUUGUGGCUAAUGGAUCAUUUUUCAACUUUAUACUUUAAACUCUUCACAAAAAAGCGUGCAAAAACAAGUAUGUUAUUGAAUAAUUAAAAGCAUACAACUUUGAGAAAACAGGAAUUACUCAUGAAUAGGUUAUGACUCAUGUUUGAUGCUGCAGGCAUAUGCUUAUUUAUUUUAGUUAAUGGUCCCUGAUUCUGAAGAAAAUUGGACAAAAGCCAACUCAUGACCUUGUGUAAGUUUAAAAGAUGUAAACUCCAUAUGAUAUUCUGCUCCGGUUGAUGCUAAGGCAUUUGGAAGUCUGCGUGUCCAUUAGACUGUAAUAUUUAAAGGUACAUGUAUUGUGCAUUCAGUUGAAGUGGAGUGGCAGAGUUUGUAAUUGUAGCUUAUGAAUAUGAAACACAAAGAUCAGCUAGUUAUUUCACAGCACCAUACUUCAUCAGUGCACUGAGCAACUGUAAUUUCAGUUAAAUUGAGAUUCAUAAAAGUCUUGAGGAAAAAAAAUAUGGCUGACGAUAACAGUCUCAAUUAAAGUAGCUUUUAAACUAUUGAAUUUAUGACAUUAUAUGAUACGUAACAGACCAUUCACAGCUAAAAUUAACUUGAGAGAUAAUUUGGCCUAACUGAAGCUAGCACUGGCUGUAACUUAUACAACCUUCCAUAUAAAAUGAUUCUUCUUACAUUCCCUCAGGAGUUGAGUGUAUGCCCUACACUAUAUAUAACUAUAUAUUUCUGUUAUGUCUGGCACAUAUAUUUAUCUUGUUUCCCUUUGGUAACUUCAGAAUAUUGUUUUCUUUGAGCAUUCAAGUCAUUUUGUGUCCUUAUGCUGGAAAGAAAUCUGCUCACACUCAGAUAUUGUAAAUAUGUUUGUAAAUCAAGGACUGCAAAGGUUACGUGUGUGUUACAUAUUUAUAUGUGUAUGCUUAUAUGUGUAUACAGAUAUAAAGACAUUCAAGUAUUUAGUAAAGACAUUCAACAUUUAUAUUUAUAAGGUUAUGGGAGAUUGAGUGGAAGUGCUUUGGAAAUAUUUUUUUUUCAGUGUGAAAAUGAGAAGACCGAUCUUCCAGACAUCAAGACUCACAUUGAUGAUAAUCUGGAAAGUAUUACUGUACAGCUCUCACUACAAGGUUUUUUUUUUUCCUAAACUCAGUUAAAUUAAAGGAGGACUUGAUAAUUCUCGCUGAUCACCGCCCUGCCCAUGCAGUCGUAGCUAUGGGAGGGGUGACCAGCCUUGGCAUUCUUACCAGGAAGUGCCGUUCUCCCUCCUUUUGUAGCCUUUAGACACAAUAAGAAUACAAAAAAGUAUUAUAAAGUGUUUGUUCAAGAUAACGAAACAACUGAACGCAUAGUCGUAUGUUAUACAAAAAAAUCAUAUUACAAUCAUAAAAGAGGGCCACUUGGAACAAUACUACAGUACCUGCAGAUUCAAGGAAAUUUAAUAUUAUAACGUUUAUGUGGUAAAUUUAGUGAUAAAGUGUGUAUAAUCUAGUUUUAUAGCACUGCGAGGUUUAUAGACUACAUUGCUUCUUAUUGAAGAGCCUACACUUAAAAUCAUUUUCAAGGGUGUUUUCAUAUGUGUAUGACAUCUGUACACCUUGCACUUCAGCAGAGAGAAACCUCCAGGGUUGAUGGAUGAUGUUGAAAGCAAUGUCUGUAUGAUGAAACUGUACUGUAUUUUAUGGAGAUCUAGAUUUUCGGGCUCUUCUCUACUGUGUGAAUGUAAACUGUAUGUCUUUUAUUCUCUGGAUGUUGAUACAUAUAUUUGUGGCCAACUGUUUUAUUACUGAAUGUGGGCAAUGUUGCAAUGUUUGCAAAUAUAGAUCAUUAUCAGCAAA